Messenger RNA from Staurois parvus, 494 nucleotides. The record is from the annotation of a GenBank genome assembly. NCBI's taxonomy places the organism in Eukaryota, Metazoa, Chordata, Amphibia, Anura, Ranidae.
AUGUACAUGCACAGAAAUACACACGCACAGACACAUGUACAUACAUACACAGACACAUGUACAUACAGACACAAACAUACACACAUAUACACACACACGCAGACACAUGUACAUACACGCAGACACAUGUACAGGUACACACAUGAACAUACACACAUACACAUGUACAAUUGUAUAUGCAUACACAGGCACACAAACACACACACACACACACACACACGUACACCCCCCUUCCCCCAUAAAAAGCCGCAGUACUUCGUUGUUCACUCACAGAUCCGGGUACUGCACUCUAGGGGGAGGCAGAGAGCACAGCACACACUCCUUGGUUUGCUUUCACUGCGCUCAGCUAUUGAGCAGUCUGAUGGCUCCCAGUGCCAAUGACAGAUCCGGCCUGAGAUCUGAGCCUGCUCAGCAAGACAGCCCUGGGGGACACACUAGCCCCCACCAAAAUUUCCACUCGCCAUUGGCGAGCAGAAAUUUCAAGCCCUGAUCUA